Molecule: messenger RNA, 1089 nt
Organism: Australozyma saopauloensis
Lineage: Eukaryota; Fungi; Ascomycota; Pichiomycetes; Serinales; Metschnikowiaceae
Product: palmitoyltransferase
Exons: 1
Coding region: 1-1089 (362 amino acids)
Molecular function (GO): palmitoyltransferase activity
Source: RefSeq, a predicted model, not a curated record
AUGGACAAAGCAGCGCAGCUCUGGUAUCAGGGCUACGUCACGAUGGUAUGGAUAUCGUAUAUAUUCGCAAAUUACAAAUCCCCGGGAAAUCCGCCAUCGGAUUAUGUUGUUCCGCUGCAUCAUUGGCAGAAGUGGUGCAACAAGUGCAAGCUCUACAAGCCAGAAAGAGCACACCAUUGCCGCAAAUGUAACUCUUGCAUUUUGAAGAUGGACCACCACUGUCCUUGGACGAACAAUUGCGUUGGGUAUGGAAAUAUGCCUCACUUCAUCCGCUUUCUAGUCUGGAUCAUCUUCGCAACUGGCUUUACUGGAUAUCACCUAGUCAAGCAGGCUGUAGUUUUCUACGAGGCCCGCAAUUUGCCUGCCUAUUUGAUUAACAAAGCAGAGCUUUCGGCAGUAAUUGCACUCCUCCCAUUGGACUUCUUUGUGUUCGUUGCUGUGCUUCUUCUCUUUGUCAGGUGUGUAAUUCAUAUCGUGUCGGGCAAUACCCAGAUUGAAGAAUGGGAGCGCGAGCGCUUGGCUUCCCAAUGCCACACGGAAAGAUUCUGGAUGAAGAUUCGUAACAAUCACAAACUUGUCCAUAACAAAGAGCUUCCUAAGUUGACUUCGUGGAACCUCACUGCUGUCCAGUAUAGAAAUCUUGAAGAAGAGGAAACUACAGAAGAGAGAAAUAGUUCGUCGACGGAUGAAGAGAAUGAAUCGCUUGUUCCGAAGCUAUUCACCGCCGAUGAUUUUAUUUUCCCUUAUGAUCUUGGGAUGUUCCGCAAUAUCUACAAUAACCUAGGCAAUCCUCUUUUGUGGAUCCUUCCAUGGAGCGGUCCACCAGGAUCUGGCUACGAGUUCGAAACUAAUACUGACGGUGACCAGCUCAAUUUACCCUGGCCUCCAGACGGAGGCAACGUUGAUUUUCCAUCGCGCAAGCUCUCAGAUGAGGAACUCCGGCAACUUGGCAAUGUCAGCCUUAUCAAAAAGCAUUUGGAUCCCAGAGGCACAAUGAAAAGAGAGGCUUGGACCAACGACGAGGGUGAAGGGCUUACUGACUACGGAGUUGAUGUCUCCGCCGAGGAGGAGAAAGGCAUCAAGUUGUAA